GUAAUAUGAGUGAUGCAGAAGGAAUCAAGGCUUUUGUCUAUACAUGGUUGCAUAAAACACAACGCAAAGUUCCCGAAUAUACCUUUCAGCAGCGCUCAGUAGGACGUGGUCGUUCGCGAUUUAUAUGUGAGCUUCGUGUGGAUGGCUUCGCCUACGUUGGUAUGGGCAAUUCGGUUAACAAAAAGGAUGCCCAAACCAAUGCAGCGCGUGACUUUGCUAAUUUUCUUGUUCGUGAAGGCUACCUGAAGCCAUCGGAUGUUCCCACUAUAAGAGCUGACGAAUACAAACACGUUAAAGAUGAAGAUAGGCAUUGUGCCACAAUGUGCCCAUCUACGUCUUCUGCUCCUGUUGUGCACUCAUCUUAUCACCUGCCUCAUUUACAACUUUCUGAGGCCAACGUGUCUGGGUCGGGUUCUAAUGACUCUUACAUAAAUAGAAUAAUGGAUAGGAUAAAACUUGAGGAGGCGGAAGAGGUCGACCUCACAGCCGACAUUCACGGUGGAUGGUCAAUGGAAAACUCAAAAGCUCGGCUGAAUGAAUAUUUACAGGCUUCGCGUCAACCACCGGUCCAGAUAAAAUACACAUCCAUUGGGCCUGAUCAUAAUAAGAGUUUCCUGGCUGAGGCGACUGUUUGGGCGAAACGUGCGAAUAAAACUCUUUAUGCUCGUGAAAACGGAUCAAAUAAAAUGAUGGCGUCUCGAGCCUGCUGCCUUUCCCUUGUACGACAGCUAUUUCAUGUAGGUGAAAUUGAGGCUUACUGCGGAGAACGAAAAAAGAAGCGUUCUGACGAAGUAAGUUGUUGCCUCUCAAAACUUGUCAUAGGCUUUAAACUCGAAAGGAAAGCAAUCCCAUUUUCAGGCUUGCCGCCUCUCACAGUGAGAUUGAAUCCAGAUCUCGAGAACCGUCUUAAUGCACUGUUGGAACGACUUCAUCUCUUGCCCAACCUUUCGCCACCUGUAUCCUCCCUGAGAUUAGGUAGGACCGAUGUUGAUAGGCGUGAAGAAGGGCACAAUAUGAUCCUGCAUUAUCAGGUUGCUGAUUUUGAACCACGUCCUCGUCAGUCAGCCCAGUUGGUUUCGUGGUGCCCACCCAUUGAAAAUUGGAAUCCUUGGACCGCAUGUAACAUUGACGAGGGACCUGAGGCCUUGAUGUCUUUAGCUCAGAUAAGUCAGGCCUACAAAGAGCAAUACGAACGUCGCGUCAACAGCCGAGUAUACGAUAUAAUAAGGGAGGAACGUAAUUCUUUGCCUGUAGCCGCUUUCAGCCAUCAAAUCCUUGAUACCAUCACAAGAAACCAGGUCACUCUGAUUAAAGGGGAAACUGGAUGCGGCAAGACUACACAGGUACCUCAGUUCAUACUGGAUUCCUAUUUAGCAUCUGGCAGGGGCGCAGAGUGUUCGGUGUUGGUUACACAGCCGCGUCGCAUCUGUGCCAUCUCAUUGGCAGAGCGGGUGGCGAGCGAACGUUGUGAGGCCGUAGGCGUCUCAGUGGGCUACUCGGUGCGAUUUGAAACUAUUUUGCCUCGGCCCUACGGGUCCAUCCUUUUCUGUACUAUCGGCACUCUCUGUCGCAAAAUGGAGGCGGGCAUUCGUGGAAUCUCGCAUAUCAUCAUUGACGAAAUCCACGAGCGUGAUGUAAACACAGAUUUUGUGAUGAUUCUCAUGCGCGACUUGGUCCGAGUCAAUCCCACUCUUCGCGUCAUCCUCAUGUCCGCCACGAUCGACACUACCACCUUCACGGAAUACUUUGAUAAUACCGCCACUUUCGAACUCGAAGGAAGGACAUAUCCGGUUUCCUGUUUCUACCUAGAGGAUUGCAUCAAUAUAACAAAUUACGUCCCACCACCGAAUUACAAUGAGAAGAAGAAUAAAAAACCGCGAUUGGAAGAAGGAUUGAAUGUGGAGAUGGAGGAGAACUGCAACCUAAUUUGCCCUCCAGGGUAUCCUCCCUCGGUAGCCGAACGCAUGCGCCAGAUUCCGGAGAAAGAAGUUCCCUUCACUUUGAUCGGUAGCCUGCUCGAGUACAUAUGCAGAAUGGACAUUGAUGGAGCAGUCUUAGUAUUCCUGCCCGGUUGGAACACAAUAAGCAUGUUGAGGAAGUAUCUUCAGACACACCCUCGCUUCAGUAAUCCAAACGAAUUUCUAAUCUUGCCGCUCCACUCACAGGUGCCCAGGGAAGAUCAAAGACUCGUUUUUCGGCCUGCACCUACUGGUGUUCGGAAAAUUGUCCUCUCAACAAAUAUAGCCGAGUCUUCAAUCACCAUUAACGACGUGGUUUUUGUCAUUGACACAUGUCUUGCUCGAGUGAAAAUGUUCACGGCACGAAAUAACCUGACCAGCUACUCCACGAUGUGGGCGAGCCUUACUAACCUGGAGCAGCGACGAGGUCGAGCGGGUCGAGUGCGUCCAGGAUUCGCAUAUCAUCUUUGCAGCCAGGCGCGGUUGAGUCGGUUAGAGCAAUACGCCACCCCGGAGAUCCUUCGCACUCCCCUCCACGAACUGGCUCUCAUGAUCAAGCUCCUUCGACUUGGGGACAUCCAGACCUUUCUUCGAAAGGCCCUCCAAUCUCCUCCUCUCGAUGCUGUCAUUGAGGCAGAGUACACCCUCCGUGAGAUGAAGGCUUUGGACUCGAACGAUGAGUUGACACCACUGGGCCACAUCCUAGCACGUCUACCGAUCGAACCGCGGUUGGGUAGGAUGCUGGUAUUCUCUUGUGCCUUUGGACUGGGCGGCGCGAUGGCGCUAGUUGCAGCUCAUUCUUCCUUCGGCUGCGACGUUCUCGCUAUGCCGCCAGACCGUCGGCGCCUCUCGUGGGAGCAAAUUCGUUUCGCUGCGGCCACCAAUUCCGACCACCUGGCAAUGCUAAACGCCUUUCAGGCUUGGUCGACCAAGCGCGCCCAGGACGGUGAUCAAGCAGCAAACUAUUUCUGUGACAUUCGCAACAUCCUUGUUGGUUUGGGAUUUCCUGAGUCAGUGCUCUCCAAUCGCCUUAUAAGCUUCAACGACCGGAACUGCUCAACUUUUGAUUACGUUGCAGCCAUGUUGACCAACGGUCUCUAUCCCAACAUAGCCUAUCAUGUUGAAAAACGCAAACUUCUCACGGCUGAGGGUAAAUGCGCACUCGUACACAAAGGUUCUGUCAAUUGUACCAAAAACCCUUCGUUCGCCUUUCCACUCUUCGCUUUCACCGAAAAGAUUCGGACGCAGGCUAUAAGUUGCAAGACUCUGACAAUGAUUACGCCCAUCCAGUUGCUACUAUUUGGUUGUCGACGCGGCAUUUGGAAACCGAAACCAACUGAUGUGGAGGGUGUGAGAUCUGAUGAACGGAGAGUGGCGUCAACGGAGGAGGAGGAGGGUGUGGUGUUACUGGAUGACUGGCUGCCAUUCCGCAUGCGAUACAGCACUGCGGCCCGGAUAUUCGCGUUGAGACCGGCACUAGAGGCUCUCCUCGUACGAAUAUGCCUGCAACCUGCCUGCUUGGAGGACCUCUCGUCUGAGGACAGUAGUGUCAUUGAGCUCACCAGGGAACUGUGUCGUCAAACCGCUCUGCAUGGAGUGACAACCCUGGACGAAACAACACAACUAACUAGCGUUCGCUUCAACGCCGACCCAAAUCACUCGUUCCCUAUCAACUCUCGACGACCAUUUGUGUCGCCUGAAAUGCGAGCCGUCAGGUAUGACCAAAACGAGAGCCAAGGCUUUGGCUUCGGUUAUCGUGAAUGGCAAGAUGAUGACUACGCUUCCAACAGCACAAGUCCUCCAUUCCCUCACUGCAUGCGUGCUGGUGUUCACUGCACGAAAAGGAAUUACCCGUGGCCGAAUGAGGAGACUUACGUUUCUCAAAAUUACGGUGUUCAAAGUGGUUCCCAGCAGCGACCUACUGGAUACUAUAUGGAACCCACUUCGCGGUACGACCCGCCUGAUUAUGGCCAUGAACCACCGUUAUCCAGAUCUUCAGGACCGCAAUAUUGGAGACAAGCAAGACCACCAUAUCCUUACUGA
This is a messenger RNA of Hydatigera taeniaeformis, 4001 nucleotides long. The record is from the annotation of a GenBank genome assembly. NCBI's taxonomy places the organism in Eukaryota, Metazoa, Platyhelminthes, Cestoda, Cyclophyllidea, Taeniidae.